Rhizophagus irregularis DAOM 181602=DAOM 197198 is the source of this 792-nucleotide messenger RNA. Lineage: Eukaryota; Fungi; Glomeromycota; Glomeromycetes; Glomerales; Glomeraceae. The record is from RefSeq and is a predicted model, not a curated record.
UUUUAAUUGUGAAAGUUAAAUAUAAAUAACACGUCAUUAAAUAAUUUCUUCGGUAUUUUGCUUUUUAUGAUAUAACAAUGGAAACACAUGUUUGUCGUUCCAUCUUGUUACUUCUUAUUUUUAUUUAUUUUCUUUAUAUUUUAGGAAAACUUUUAAAUGUUCCGACGAAAGAACAAAAUGAUCACGAAAGGGAAAAGAUUCCCGUGGAGUUAUUUGUAAUGAGCCGUUGUCCAGACGCCGUCGCGUGCGAAGAAGUUAUGGCAGAUGUUGUAAAAGAAGUAAACGACAUUUCAACUUUUAAAACCAAUUAUAUUGCUACAUUAAAUUCUUCUGCUACAUAUGGAGCUACAUGUAAACAUGGAGAUCUAGAAUGCAAUGGAAACAUUCAAGAACUUUGUUUCCAAGAAGUUAAUUCAAAUCAAUUAACUUUUUUCAAUUAUCUCAUGUGCAUUCAUCGCUCGUUUGAUCGUAUUGGCUCACAUGAAUGGGCUAAACAAUGUUCUGAAGAAGUUGGACAGGAUUAUGAUCCAAUAGAUAAAUGCGUAAAUUCUGAUACUGGUUUAAAUUUAUUUAUUAAAAGUGUUCAGAAAUCAAAAGCAAAUCAAGCAAACGUAAGUUGCACGAUCUUUAUUGAUGGACAUAAGAGAUGUAUCAGAGAUGGAGGAGAUUGGUAUGAUUGUCCUGAUGGAAAUUCUGACAAGGAUUUUGUAAAGUCUAUUAAAAAUGCCUACAAAAAAUGAAAUAAAUUACUACUAAAUAUCUUAAAAUAAAUAAAAUAAAUGAAGUUUUCUA